CCUGCGCUGCUGCUGGCGGGGCAAGACGGAGUGGAGCGCAGAUACACACACGCACAUACACACAUGCACAGCCGUGUUUAGAGGGAGGGGGGGAGAGAGAGAGCAAGAGAGAGAGAGCACGGCGAGGCACAACCAGAGGGAGAGAGAGACCAUAGGAACGCAGUGGCUUGUGUGUGCGCUCUCAGUGGCAGAAACGCGGAGCGAGCUGGGGCGGAAAUGGAGGGGCUCGGGCAGAUCGCUGGGAACUGACACGGCACAUUGACGGAGUGAGGGAGGAGAAGGAGAAGUCCGACCGAGGAGAGGAGAGGAGAGUGUUGGAGAAGGGCUUCGUCUGGAACGCAGAAGGAUUCUGAGGAGCGAGCCCUGGGUUGGAUGGGACCCACCAUGCCCCCCAGUAAGAAGGCCCAGAGCCCCAGCAGUGGAGCCAGUGCUUCGCGAGGCUUGAGCCCUCCAUACAGGCAGGUGGAUGCUGCCACGGCGGCGUCUGAGGCGGAGGCGGCAGACUUGUCCCUGUCCCUCUCGGCCUCCUUCUCCAAAGCUGACGAUGAGGAGCUCACCAGCUUGUCCUGGCUCCACGAGAGCACCGACCUCCUGAACAGCUUCAGUCACUCGGGGCUGCGUAGCGUCUCCCCUCUGCAGGACCCGGAUGGCCAGCCCCCGCGUUCGCCCUCUUCCCCGUCUCCAUCUCCCGAUGAUCCCCUGCUGGGCGACGCCCACUCACCCUAUGAUUCAGGGACCGGUGCCAACAGGAAGCCGCCGUACUCCUUCAGCUGCUUGAUCUUCAUGGCCAUUGAGGAUGCGCCGAACAAGCGGCUACCGGUAAAAGACAUUUAUGGCUGGAUCUUGGAACACUUCCCCUACUUCGCCAGCGCCCCGACAGGCUGGAAGAACUCGGUGCGCCACAAUCUGUCGCUCAAUAAAUGUUUCAAGAAGGUGGAUAAGGACAGGAGCCAGAGCAUAGGUAAAGGUUCGCUGUGGUCCAUAGAUCCGGAGUACAGACACAACCUGAUCCAGGCGCUGAAGAAGACGCCCUACCACCCGUACUCCCCUGGCCUGGCCACUCCUUCCACCUCUCCACCCACCUUGCCUCAGACAUAUCACCACAGUCCUCCACUGUGGUCGGGGAGUCCCCUCUUCAGAAAGACUGGAGGAGUUCUCUUACAAGUUCCUCGCAGUGUGAUCCAAAAUGGCGCCCGUGUCAGGAGCCAGGGGCUGUUUCCUGUCAUAAGACCCCUACCCAUAAGCCCUGUGGGGAGCAGAACCUCGGCUAUAAGAUCAGCCCUGGGAGAUUAUCUAAGCAGAGGAGAACACAGCCCAUCUUGUGACUCUCCCCCACCGUGCGGGGAGGACCUCCAGGAUGACCACACCUACAGCACUGCCAAAUCCCCCAGCAGGCCAUGCUCCUCCCAGGGUCCCGCCCCCUCUUCCUCCCUGGACGAUGACGACAUCAUCGCCGUAGAGAUCCAGUCGGACGUCAAGCCCGAGCCCCGGGAGAUCCCGCUGGAUUCGCACAUCAACUCGGCUGCCUACAUUUCCCAGCAGCCCCCCCGGGGACAGAGACGCGUUGCAGGGGCAGGAGCGGGCGUGUUGGCGGGUAGCAGUUUGCCCUGGACCAAAAAUCGACUGCGGAGCAUUAGUGAUACGCUGCCGCUGAAGAAGCGGCGCGCAGCGGCGUUGGAAAAGCCGCCGGAGAGCGACGACGAGGAGAUGAAGGAGGCAGCUGGGUCGCUGCUCCACCUGGCAGGAGUCAGAGCCUGCCUCAACAACAUCACAAACCGCACCGCCAAGGGCCAGAAGGAGCAGAAAGAGGCCCUCAGAAACUAAGACACAGACAACCAUACACACACGGACAAACAUGCAUUUAGACAUACAUUAAGUCUAGUUAGGCGAACGCACACAAUUACAUGUAUACAGUAAUACACACACACACACACACACACACACACACACACACACUCUCACUCAUCAACAGGUAACAUUACUAAAGCAUUAGUCUCAACGGACACUUCUCAUCUCCCUCUAUUUCUGUAUAUCUGCAGGGCAUUAGGUGAAUCCUACUUAUUUGUGGCAAUAUCAAAAAUCUCUGUUUUCCUACAUGUUCCGUAACACUAACAUAAAUGGGUGAUUAAUUAAUUUUCAUGUGUCUUUCCUGUUUUUGUUGUCUAAAAGGGGAUGAAAGCCAUAAAAAAACAACAUUUUGUCACUAAUUUGGACAGGUUGGACGUGUUAAAACGGAAUCACAUUGAGGAGCGCAUGCAAACAGAGGAUAGCCGUUUGUCUCAUCCGUUUGUUUAUAUGUGAAUCUGUAGCAAUCUUGUGGUGAUGCUAACGAGGAGGCUUAGCCAACGAGACAAGCCUAUUUAACACUUGGAAACUCUCUUGGCUGCUUACUGGCAUCACUCUUUACAUCCAUGAGCACAAAUGUGAGACUGUGCCAAAGAUAAGUGACCAGGGUUGCUUUAUGUAGCCAAUGUGACAGCUAACAAAAAUACAAAAAAAAAUACAAAAUAAAAAACCAGAAGGCAUAGUAAAGUCAGAGAGCUAGAGCAGAGAAAAUGACCCUAUGUGUCAAAGUCAUUGUAAAACCCAAUGUGAUAUGUUCAUGCACUUCAGAUUAUUUUACGCCACUUAUACUAAAAAGCGUCUUGGGUAAAAAAACAAAACAAACAAAAAAAACAUGGUUUAUUUCAAAAAGCACUCAUAGUAUUUAAGAAUAGCUAUAUUAUAUAUAUAAAUAUAUAUAUAUAUAUUAAAAAAAAACAAACAAAAAAAACAUGGUCAUGUUUAACAUCGUAGAGAUGGAUAGUGUGCCGGGUCUGAGGCAAUAUCUCCUUCAUUUUGUUGUUGUUGUUGCAUAAUAUAAAAGUCCCUAAAACGGUUCUUCUCUCCAUAGACUUAGACAGCUGGUAUGAUACAGUAGCUAUCAGUAGCUACCACACCUGCCUUUUCAUUUUACCAGACAACUAUAAACAUAAACUGUGGGUUUGAAUUUCUGUUCCUAUCUGUUUACCCUAACUCUACCCUCAUAAAGAUAUAAGCAAUUUGUCCCACGCGGACAACUCUGUAAAAAGGUUAGAAAAUAUUUUAUUUUUUUCCUUUUCUUAAUUGAAGCAAUUUGACCUGCAGGACUUUCUCAGUUAUAUUGCAUGGGUGCUUGUAAAUAAGAUAAAAAGUAAAUCUUUUUUAUUCAAAGAUCCUGUAAGAUAAACAAUGUAUUUAGCAUGAAGCAUGACUUAUUUUCAUAUAAACCUUGAUCCUAGAGGAAAGAGAAAAAAAAAGUUUUGCCGUCAGUUGUUAUACCCUUGAUUGUUUCAAAUUUUGUUUUUUGAAAACUGUUGAAUCGAUGUUUUGUUUGUUUACUUGUUUGGGGUUUUUGUUUUAUUUCUUGUUUUUUUCCGAGCGGGCUUUCGAAGACAAAUCUUCAGGGAGGAAUGUGUGGCGGGGGAAUCACUCUGCGACCGGAAGCCCGAGAGUUUCACCCCUGGGCUUUUAGUUCAGGCUGCGUAGGCCGGCUCACUCAGCGCUAAGGGGACGGGCUCCGGUAUCCCUCCGCCUGUGUAGCGAUCGCGGCGUCCGGCGUUCUGUCCCGGUGUUCCAUCCAAACGUGUCAGUCGCGUAUGUGAGUCUGUGUGUCCGUGAGCACACACGGCCACUUUAACAUUGUGCCUGCCUACCUGCCUGCCCCUCUGGACCUCCGUCUCCCCGUCUUCGACGGGGUGUCGCAUGUCUUAAAAUUAGUUUUAUUUCUCCCGUGCGUUGACGUAUACACACACCUGUCCUAAUUUUUCGUUAGCGUUGUUUAGACUGUAAAUGUACGGUAGCGCGGAGGGGCCAAAUCUCCUUUUGAGACCGGAAAUAGGGGAAGGGAGGACGGCUCUUUAAAUGAAAAUGGGUUUGGCUGCUUGAUUAUGCCCACAUGUUUUUGACAGCAAUUAAGAGGUUUUGUUUUGUUUUUUUGUAGUUAAUGCUUUAAUAAUCCAACGUCUCUACACACAGUCAUUGUAAUGUCAAAUGUCUGUCAAACUAUCAAAAAGGUAACAGCGAGGGCUGAACGGGGCCACAACGAUGAGUCAAAAUGAAAACUCUUCUAUGAACAAAGUUAAUGUGAAUAUUGUAGGAUUUGCUUGAAGCAUAACUUUUCACGUGGUUCUGAUAUUGAGCAGAAUGCCAUUGCACAUACUAGUGCAUAUUACAAGCUGAGAUUCCAACAGAAUCUUAUCUACACAAAGAUGGCAAAAACAUUUUGUAAACAGAAAUGAAGUGUUGCUCAAGGACAUUGCUGGUAGCACGUUGCUCAAGGACCACUUUUCACCUACCUAAAUUAUCAUAGUACAUGAAUUGAAACAUAACUCGUGGAAAACACGUGUUAUUCAUGCAUAUUAGAUAGUUAUAAGCACUUCCAACAACAAGCUGGAUCAUCAACAAUGGCAGAAAGGCUUAUAAUAGCUGAUUCCCUAUCAGUUCUUCAUAUAGCCUCUCUGAUGGCCCUAGUGUCUGCAGUAAGCCUGUGAUGAUAGCUGAUAGGGGUUGACUGGCUUCCUGCAGCUCUGAGCUGAGCUGGCUGCUCCUCUCCAGCACCUCAGACAGCUCAUGUAGACCUGCCUCCAUCCCAUGGCCAUGUUCCUCAUAGGUCAUGAACAUCUGCUCUUUCACCUGCUGACACACCUCACUCAAUAGUUUGCUUUCAAAAGUAGUGAUCAGUUCUUGAUCCUUUAGUGAAUCCUCUCAUUUAGGUCUUGCCCCCCCCCCUCUUUCUUUGAGCCGAGAAGGACGGAGGUGCAUCUGGUCUCAGAAGGAGAGUCUCACCUCCGAGGCACUCAUCUCUCUCUGUGAUGCUGGAGAUGUCCAGCACGACGCCCGAGUCCUCACCUCUGUGUUGCUUAUCAAGGCUCACAAGCGAUGAUGUAUCCACGAUACUCUGGUUCAAACAUCAUGUCCUUUAGUAAGGUGCUUCCCCAGAUGGUUCCAACGGGUUAUGGCCAGGCUUUGGGGUGGACUGGCGGGUUGGCAUCGGCUUUCCUGUGAAAAAAACUGUGCCAUGUUCUACGCCGAAGUUUAGAAAGUCUUCCCACUAUAAAAGUCAUUGAAAGCAAGAGGUUUGCCAAAGUGCUGAUGGUUUAUUCGAGGGCCCUCGUGUAGAGCUACCGUGUUUUGUCUCACUUACUGUGGUCGCGGAGAGUCGUUAAGAGCAGAGGUGACCCCCGACGAUCUCUGUAUCCACAACUCAUAUGUUCCAGUUAGCGCACUGCCACUUCUUAUUUGCUAUGUUUAAGAUAUAAUAAAGAGUGCAUUCAAGUAGCAUUACUUUCCCUUAGUUCAGGCGAGAAAAAGCAUGCGGUGAAGAUUUACCAAGUGAACGGAAAUACCUCUUUAUAGUAGGAGAAAACUGUCUGGGUUUUGGUUAGAGAAUAUGUGCUAUGGGAUGGAGGCUGGGUCAGAGAUGAUGACGGAAAGAAAUGUGACUAAGUGAAGCAAGCAAGCAAACAAAAGCGGACACCUCCUGCAUAUCCCAUCCAUGGGCGCAGUCUUUUGCCACCUGUAGCACGCGUCACCGGCUUUGCAUUUUGUAUGGUGUCCAUUUAAAAAAAAAGAAGGAAAAAAAAGCUUAAGGAGACGCUGCCUGUCUGAGUCCUUGUCAUGUGCCAUCUGUCUUAACGACUGAUACGUGUCUGAGUGCACCCACAGCCCAGGUCAAGCACUCUGCUGUAUUUGCGGUAGCAAUCCCCCCCCCCCCCGUUGCGGUGACUAACAACGUGUUCAAGUCGGCAGAGGCAUGUCGAGGGGAACACGUGUUGCUUCAGCGACCGCCAUUUUUUCCUCUGACUCACCCGGUGACAUGCAGGAAAAAUGAACUCCUGACCCACGGGUUCUGGGGAAACGCACGCGCACGCGCACACUAACAAGUGGGACAUUUAAAGCAAAGCAGAUGCAGAGCUUUGCUGCCUGAAAAGCCCCGCCCCCCCGUGCGACCCCCCCCAAAAUAGCGAGUGUUUCCUUCAAACCUGCCAAGCAAGCAUACAGUACAGCACUCUUUACAUGGGUUGCCAUAUUAUUAUUAUUUUAUUUUUUUUAGUUUUGUUUUUUGUUUUGUUUAUUUCUGACGUUGAGCGCUUUCAUUUCGUGUUUCUGUUUUCUCUGACAAAAAUAUCUACAAUACUGCCGUUACUUUUGGUGACUAUGUAAGAUGAGUAUUUUGAAAGCCAUAGGUUAGAGAUGUCAAAAUGCAAAACUUGUUAUUGAUCUGUGAGAUGUGAUACGGAGUGCACCCAGGUGUUGGUUUUUCCAGUAAAUGUUCCGAUUCUCUCCAUAUUGUGCAAUCAUAUUGCCAAAGAACGAUUUCAAAACUAUUUCAUCAGUACGUGUAAAUAUCAACGUUGUCCAAUACCGUGGCAAAAAAAUAAAUAAAUAAAUGUCGUUUUUAUUUUGUUUUUCCUUUUUUUUCUUUUUUUUUCCUGAGAAACUACAAUGUUUAUGUGAUGUAUUGUCUUCCAGUUGGUUGCAAUAAUAAAAAAAAUACAAGUU
Molecule: messenger RNA, 6522 nt
Organism: Lampris incognitus (smalleye Pacific opah)
Lineage: Eukaryota; Metazoa; Chordata; Actinopteri; Lampriformes; Lampridae
Gene: ches1
Product: checkpoint suppressor 1
Exons: 6
Coding region: 373-1824 (483 amino acids)
Biological process (GO): regulation of DNA-templated transcription
Cellular component (GO): nucleus
Molecular function (GO): cis-regulatory region sequence-specific DNA binding; DNA-binding transcription factor activity
Source: RefSeq, a predicted model, not a curated record